AUGUCUGGACAUACUCUUCUUUCCGACCUCAAUAAUCCUGACAUGAGAUCUUCGCUCGACUCUCAAGACAGCUUUAAGUACUAUAAACCUGAACCUCCGACAAGACGGUCUGUGCUUUUUAACUUUCUGCACCAAAUUUACUCCCUCCCACGAAAUCUCUCUAGAAGAUACCGUGGUGGUAAUUAUUAUUCGCCUUUGAUUCCAACUUCAGUACCACCGCCUCGGCAUUUUCGCCGCUUCCUCCUACGAACACCUUACUAUGCCAUUAUUCUCCUGUCAAUUAUUCUGUUUCUCAUCCUAGUCUCAUCCGUGUUCUGUUCCUCGUACACAAAUCUCCCAUCACAUUACGAGUCACUCCGUGAUGCGGUGAUUCACUCGGACUCACCAGGUCGGGGGAACCCCUACAGCGAGAGUAUCUUCAUUGCGGCGGCCCUGUAUGAUCCAAGUGGGGAGCUCGCACAUGGACACUGGGGCUCGAGUAUCCUCCAACUCAUCCAUCUCCUCGGCGAAGACAAAGUCUUCCUCAGCAUCUACGAAAACGACAGCGGAGGUGCAGGCAAAGCGGCUCUCCAGACACUAGAGAAACAAGCCAAAUGCAACAGCUCGAUAGUAUACGAAGAUCAUUUGGACCUUCAGCAACUUCCACAAGUCACGACUCCGUCAGGCGACGAGCGCGUUAAGCGAAUUGUAUACCUAGCCGAGGCUCGAAACCGAGCUCUCAAACCUCUAGAUAAGCCCGCGACGAAGUUCGAUAGAGUUCUAUUCCUGAAUGACGUGGCUUUUGAUCCUCUCGAUGCCUUGCAACUCUUGUUCUCCACGAACCUCGACCCGGAGAACGAUUACAAACCCCGAUACCGCGCUGCCUGCGCCGUGGACUUUAUCAAUCCCUUCAAGUUCUACGACACCUACGCCACGCGCGAUCUAGAGGGCUACAGCAUGGGCCUACCAUUCUUUCCCUGGUUCACCAAUUCUGGCAGCGGACAAAGCCGGAAAGACGUUCUUGCUGGGAAAGACGCCGUCCCUGUCCGCAGUUGCUGGGGCGGGAUGGUCGCAUUCGACGCCCAAUUCUUCCAGCCCGGCGAGGCAGCUCCAGGGGUUGAAGUCGCAGGUCCGAGUCUUCCAGCUCGUUUCCGAGCCUUGCAAGAUGUAGAUUUAUUCUGGGAUGCGUCGGAGUGCUGCUUGAUCCAUGCGGAUAUUCAGACGCCGCCGCGUGAUGCAGCCGAGAUACCCGAAACGGGGAUCUAUAUAAACCCCUUUGUGCGCACGGCGUAUGCUCCACGCACCUUGUCAUGGCUUUGGGUCACGCGGCGCUUUGAGAAGCUGUACUCGAUCAUCCAUAAUAUUGGGAAUCACCUUGUUGGGCUACCUUGGUCUAACCCGCGGCGAGAGGAGGUUUCUGGCCAGAGGGUGCAGGAUACUGUUUAUGUUUCUGGGAAGAAGGAGGUUGGGUCAUUUCAGGAUGUCGAGCGCAUUUCGAGGCACGAUGGGUUCUGUGGGCGACAGGGUUUGCAGAUCAUUGUUCCACGGGAAGGGGAUAAGAAAGGUUGGAAGACUAUACCCUUGCCGGCACGAGAUUGA
This is a messenger RNA of Aspergillus melleus, 1578 nucleotides long. RefSeq names its product glycosyltransferase family 69 protein. The record is from RefSeq and is a predicted model, not a curated record. The coding region runs from base 1 to 1578 and encodes 525 amino acids. The transcript has a single exon. Lineage: Eukaryota; Fungi; Ascomycota; Eurotiomycetes; Eurotiales; Aspergillaceae.